Molecule: messenger RNA, 1685 nt
Organism: Rhipicephalus microplus (southern cattle tick)
Lineage: Eukaryota; Metazoa; Arthropoda; Arachnida; Ixodida; Ixodidae
Product: ADP-ribosylhydrolase ARH3
Cellular component (GO): mitochondrion; nucleus
Source: RefSeq, a predicted model, not a curated record
GGCAGAAACGUCAUCGACGGUGCCCUGAUCAAGGCGACCGCACAGGCGCCGCAGCCUCUUAGCUGGGAGAGAGUUUACGCGGAAUCUGUCUCUUGUCACCACUUCAUUGAGGGUCUGCAAAGAGCGAGGGUGGCCCGGGAAACGUGACCUGAUAAGAGACGUCGUCUGCUGUGCCCCUCCGCGGAUAGCGCAGCUUAAUAAAGCCGCCGCUCAGCUUCCCGGGCCGACGUGGUCGCGUGCUCGCAUCAUCUCCUUUCUGCGCUGCCAUGCCUUCACCGCGGAGGAGCUUUUUCGUUAGGAGCCUCCUGCGUCAGCACAUGAGAAUGUCGACCGACACAACCCUGGUGGAAAAGUUCGAAGGCUGCCUAGUGGGCGCGCUGGUGGGCGACUGCAUGGGCGCCCCCUUCGAAACAGAUUUCACGGGAAGUCAUUUUCCAAACCAGCAGACCUUCUUCCAAAACCUGCUGAAACACACCGUAGUGCCUGGUCCCAGUGCUGGCCGCAACUUUCGCCCUUCUAAGGUUCAUCCAGGCCGUGGCGAAUACCACUACACCGACGACACAGCGAUGACGAUGUGCUUGGCCAAGUCAUUACUUACCAAGCGCCGCUUCGAUGCCUUUGAUGUGGCGAAGAGAUUCACAACUGAGUAUUUCGAGAACGAGGCACUUGUCGGCGAGUACGGAAACGCCGUUCGCGACGUGUUUCGCAAGCUGAAAAACAACAACUACGAGGAUCCAUACAGGCCUGGCCAGGAACAGUUUGGCGGACGAGGCUCGUAUGGCAACGGCGCUGCAAUGCGCGUGGCACCAGUGGCUUUGUUCUUCAUGGACGACUUGGAGAAGAUGGUCGAGGUGGCGAGAAACCAGGCGAAGAUCACGCACAGCAACAAAAUCGGCUACAACGCGGCCAUUAUGCAGUGCAUGGCUGUGUAUCUUGCACUGAACAGUGAUCCAAAGACGCCGCUAGACUCUAUGGUCUACUUAGAUCACCUCAUAGCUCUCACGGACAAGCUCGAAGAGGCCGUUGACGGAUUCAAACCUUUGGUAUUCAAGUUGAUGCACAUAAAGAAGAUUUUAUCCAAUCCUGAGCUUGAUCCUUCACCAGCUGAAGUGGCCAAAAUGCUUGGAAACGACAUCACAGCGCAAGGAUCUGUGCCCACCGCAAUCUACAGCUUUUUGAGAUCACAAAGACCCUUGAAAGAAUUCGAGCACGAGAGUUCAUUCGUGCGCUGCCUGUACUUCGCGGUGGCGUGCGGCGGGGACGCAGACACCAUCGCUUCCAUGGCAUGCAGCAUAUCAGGCGCCUUCCAUGGCAUAUCGGCCAUACCGAGCGUGCUGCAACGCCAGUGCCAGGCUGUCGACGAAGUGACGCGGAUAGCAGACUGUUUAGAAGAAGCGGUGUCCAAGUGACGCUCACUGCAGCGGCCCCGACCGCCACCACUUAUUUUCGUAUUGAACGCGCGUCGAGCAGCAAGCAGUCCUCCGCUUGGCAGCGGCCCGGGCGUUCCACGCCUGCCGUGCCGGCAUAGUCGCUCUUCGCGAAGUUUGCUUUGAUCUGGUUGUACAAAGGAUGAACGGAGGAGUAACGAGUUUUAUUAAUGUGCUGUAUUUUGUUGCAAUCUGUGCCCAUAUAAAGCGUAAUAUGUGGAUGCUUGGCCUUGCGCUGAAUAAACAAGUUGAGACGAA